Molecule: messenger RNA, 1581 nt
Organism: Phlebotomus papatasi
Lineage: Eukaryota; Metazoa; Arthropoda; Insecta; Diptera; Psychodidae
Product: transmembrane protein 183-like
Exons: 2
Coding region: 535-1530 (331 amino acids)
Biological process (GO): regulation of protein stability
Cellular component (GO): SCF ubiquitin ligase complex
Source: RefSeq, a predicted model, not a curated record
GGUCUCGGUAGCUCAAUAGGCAAAGUGUUGGCUUUGUGACGCAGAGGCCCUCGGUUCGAUCCUUGAUCGAAGCGCGUCCGGUGAAUAAUUGGAAAACAGUUUUUCACCGUCCUUAAAAGCUACAAACUGAACGCAAAAAUAUCAAGAAGGAAGUAUGUUAAAAGAUAAGGGAGCAAAAAAGGAUUUGUGAUGGAGCAAAAUGAAAAAUGAUAAGGAGAGAUGAGAGGGAACAAACGGAACAAACAUAUGGGGAAAAAAAAGAAAAACAGAUGGAACUCGUAUGUGAAUAAGAGAGCGAAAUGGCUAUAUGGACCUGAUUGAGUCUGACAGCCAAAAACAUAAAAAGAAGAGAGGAGAGAGAAGGAACUGUCAUCGAAGUGUUGGCCACACUGCUUCCAUUUAACAGUGAAAAUGUAAACAAUCUUAGAGGUUAGGACAAACUUUCUUGCGAAAAUUCAUAAAAUUACCCUUAUUUCAUUUUUAUUCGUUAUAAAUCUACUUCAAAAAUACUUGUAAAAUGAGCUGACUGUGAUAAUGUCGAAAAAAGUUAAAAACAAAGCCAAGAAAUAUCAAGCUGCUGCAGAUUUCACAAUAAAUGACUGUGCAAACUCAGUAGUACCUGUUCUAGGGAAGAAAAAGCAGUCUGUAGAGUGCAAUAGCACCAAAAAGUUGGUGGAACUUGCAGAAAGAAAUGAAAGAGAAAUUCUGGAGAAUUCCAAUGAAAAUCUCCCGGAAAGUUGUGAAGCAACAGCUGAGAAAAUGCAGGAAAAUGUUGAAGAGACCUAUGCAGACUAUUGCAUUGAUGUGUGGUGGUUAAUUUCCGAACACAUAAUGCCGGAGGAUGUUCUGCGAUUUGCCUUGAUAUGCCAGAAGACGGCCUGUGUGGUGAGUAUGGCAAAAUUCUGGUCCCAUCUUUAUCGACGAUUCUACACAAGGACUGCAGAACUUCCAUCUCAGCUCCAGCCACGAUUGCUGGGGAAGCAAGAGGGUCUGAGAAAUGCAGUAAUUCGAUCAUUGUUCUACACAUAUCCUCCGUUUAAGGCAAGUCUGCCCCAGCGAACAAACAGAGAUCCUGUUUGCCUCGUUGGGAAGCGCCUGGAAUCAUCGUGGUUUUGCCAGAAGCCUGGAGAGAAGCGAAAAUGGACUUUCAUCUACACCUUCAGGCCACGGACGUACAAAGAGAAGCGGAAAAUUAGGCUCGAGGAGGGCAAAGGAUUGAAAAGUUUUCCAGCUGAAAAUAGUCAUUUUCUCUUGAUAUCCACUCGACAAUUUCGUCCCUUGCCUCAAUUCUAUGGUCACGAUGUCUUUCUGAAAGCCCUAACGCGUCCCCUGGCCACGGGAUUCUCAGAAUUGGCUCUGAAGCUAACUUUUGAGGAUUACAAGAGGAACACCGUGCAGACAAUCACGUACGAAGGCGCCGUAUUUGUCCAAGUUAUCGACUGGUUCUCUCCCCUCUAUGAGACGGUUAUUCUGAAACUCUGUGAUUUUUCCACCGGUGAUUCAAGUGACAACAGAUUCUUCGAUGACUAGCACCUGGGAAGGUGAUUUUGAAGAAGGUGUAUAAAAGCUGAUAAAACCUUA